This is a messenger RNA of Salpingoeca rosetta, 384 nucleotides long. RefSeq lists its product as uncharacterized. The record is from RefSeq and is a predicted model, not a curated record. The coding region runs from base 1 to 384 and encodes 127 amino acids. The transcript is spliced from 2 exons. NCBI's taxonomy places the organism in Eukaryota, Choanoflagellata, Craspedida, Salpingoecidae.
AUGAAUGUUCAACACAGGCAGCUGCUCAUGAGCGUCAAUGAGGAGAAGAUUCGCCGCAUCAUGGUUGGGCUGCAUGCCAAACUGCCUGAAUACCAACGCCUGAGCGGCAGCGACAAAGGCCUGUUCAAGCAGCUCCACAGUGACAGGUGCCAGGCCAUCCCGCAGGUGCGGAAUGUGUAUGAGCGGACGCGUGUGAAGUCGACCAGAAACAACUAUCGCUCACUCAGCAACAGCAUCCUGACUCUGAAGAAGAUUGUCACGGAGCACUCGACCAUGAACUCUCCUGCAAACAAGGCAAAGCGGCUGCAGAUGUGUUCGAAGGAGACGGAAAAAAGGAACUGGACAAAAUUCUGCCCAGAAUUCCGUUCGAAGGAACGCGAUUGA